AUGGAACUGAGAGGUGGAGGGGUCAAGCCUGAAAAGGCAGCUUCGAAUAUGAAGUUGAUUAGCACUUCCUCAGGUAUACGGGUUUCUCAAGCAUGUGACAGGUGUCGAAUCAAAAAGAUCAAAUGCGAUGGUAACUCACCAUGUUUGAAUUGUAAAAAAGCAGAGUUUGAAUGUAAAACGUCGGAUAAGUUGACGAGACGUGCCUUCCCCAAAGGUUAUACCGAGAAUUUGGAAAAAAAAGUUCGUGCUUUAGAAGAAGAAUUGGCUUUGCUCAAAGAAAGGCUGGGAGAACAGUUAACACCCAAGGAUGUAAGUCUUGUGCACUCAGGUCAGCAAACCAAAGAGGCAUCACCAACGUCGAUACCGACAACCACAACAACGGCCAACGACAAGGUGAUGUUUCAAUCCACUGCCCAAACUGUGCAAAUAAAUAAUCCUAUUGACCAGAUCUUCAACUUGGACGACCGUGGAAUUAUCAUUGGUAACGACAACUUAAAUUUUGAAUCGCAAUUUAACCACUUGUUGAUCAACAUGAACUUGCCAUUUUUGAAAAUCACAAAUAGUCACAAUUUCUUACUCAAUGACCCACAUGACUACUUGUAUAAUCCAUCAUACGCAAAGAGUAACCAGUUUCACAACAAAAAUUUGGAUGCCAUUUACAAUCCAUUGACAAAGACGCACAGUCCCGAGCCUGGACUAAACGAACUUCCAGGAGAUGUUUAUGACCUUUUCAUAAAAUUGAUAAACAAUUUCAAGAAUAUCUUUCGCAGCAAAAAAGAACUCGAUAUUCAAAUUGCACUGUUUUUUUUAAACUACAACGUAUUUAUUCCCAUUUUUGACUACCACCAGUUCAUGGAGAACUAUGACGAGUUUCAUACUAUGUAUCCAUUUAUAUUUACCUACGAUGACUCAACGAUCAAUGGUUUCAACUUGUCAAACGCCAACGACUAUGAUGUUGUCAAUAAAUUUCUUAUGACAAUUAUUCAAAUCUAUGCGAUGGUGAUAAUCACCAAUCCAACAAUAAACCUCAACUUACUUUUGAACCAUUCUGAUCCUCAUUAUCUGAUAAAUAGUCGUGGGGAAAAAUCUAUUGUCAAGUCAUUGUAUGAUUUCUUACCCUAUUUUAAUGGUUUUCAAAUUUCAAUUCACCAAUUACAAACGUACUUAUUACUAUUAUACUACUCGCUUUUAACCAACAACAAGGAAAAAUCCCUUAUUUUGUCAUCAUUGAUCAAUGCCUUUAUAGGUAUAUUGGGUAUCAACCUUAACUCCAAAAACUUAUUUUUCAAUGAUUUAUCGCUAAGUCAGCAACAACGAAGGAAUCGGGUAAAGAUUUUUUGGAACUUUAAAGUUCUCUUGAAAUGCUUCAAUUUGAAAUUUGGAUUUAAACCGAGUCUUAAUACCACUGUAAUUAACCCGGUUACUAUUGAUCGAUAUUUCCAAUUAACGCCAGAAAAAUUGUCACUGCUUUUAGGGGAGGAUGACACCGAUCUAUUUAACACGAUGCUAAAGCCAAGUAUUGAGUUUCUCAAUCUUAUGAAUAUUGUGAUCCCAUCUUCAUUUUCACCAAACUACUAUCAAUAUUUGAAAAACGAUACGAAGAAAAAAGAAAGAGAAAAGGGGAAAGAGCAUCAUAGUCAUAAUCACCAUCGUCUUGAUUGGAUCUUGAAUGAAGAUGACGGAGAAGGAAAUGACGGAAAUCUAAACUAUAAUUUUAACCAGUUUUUAGUCAUUGAUAAAAACCUUGCAAAUUGGAGAUUAUCAUUAAAGGCUAAAAAAUUGUCCCUAGCACCAUUCAAUAUCAAUAUGGGACUUCCAAACAUCCUAAACAUCACCGAAAAUGAUUUGUACCAUGAUGUGUCUAAGGAGUCCAUACCCAAGGAAAUAUUGAUGAAUUAUUAUCAGACUGGGGGGCAGGUGGAUAUUUAUACAGCUUCACAACUCAUCAAAAUUCAGCUUAAUUUUCAUUACAUUCUAAUCCGUUCGAUGAACUAUCUCAACUUUAUAGUGGAUAAGGAGCUCAAUGCUGUUUACUAUAAGCAAAUUGCACUUAUUUCGCAAGAAGUCCUUCAUUAUUUCCUUUUAAUUUUUGACCAUGUUGGUAAAUUUCAUGAAAAAAUGGACGAACCAAGAAUUUCAACAAACUCUAUUGUUAUGGAAAGCUUGGGACUCGACGUAGAUGAAGAUGGAUUCGUCAUUAAUGAUUUCUCAGUGAAACGAAGACGCAAGUCUCACUCUAAGCAGGGCCAUGCAAAAAAGAUUGUCAGGGAUAUUCCAUUAUCACCAUUCAACCCUAUGCUCAAUGGAUUAUCGUUAACAGUUAUUAAUUUGAAGAAAUCCAUCGUGCUUCAAAUGUUGUACUUGUUGAUAUGUCAAAUGAAGUAUAUCAAGCAGAAUAGCCUAAUAAAAGAUGUACAUCAUUCUUGUUUGUUGCUCGUCAACUCAGUUGAUUUGUUUCUCAAAGUCUUUAUCAACUAUAAGCCUGGCAUGAGCCCCGGGAAAACCAAUGACGAUAUAUUGUUUCUGAAGUUAUUAAACGAUGAGUUAAGAGAGGAUAUGUUGCACUAUCAACAACAGAGCCAUCAUGAUUCAGACGAUGAGGAUGAUGAGGAUGGACAUGGAAUAGGCACAAAGGAAGGAAAUUACUACAAGAGCAUAGACUGGGACAAUGAAAAUCUCGAUGAGGAUUUGAAGUACCUUAAAAUUUGCAAAUUUAUCAAGUACAGAUCACAAGCGUUCCUUGAGCAAUUGAAUAAUAGUACUAACAUAUCAAGAGGAACACUGGUUCAGGUAUCUACAAAUGGAAGAAAAGUGUCAGCGCCAGCAUCAGCACCGGCACCAGCAUCAGCACAGGCACAAGCACAGGCACAAGCACAUGCACCAGCACAAGCACCAGCACAUGCACAAGCACCAGCACAAGCACAGGCACAAGCACCAGCACAAGCACCAGCACCAGCACCAGCACCAGCACAAGUAAAUGCGAAUUUACAUGCUUCUGUAAACACAUCAACAUCUUCUCAUUCAGCUAGCGAGUUGACCAGUUAUGCUGGCCAGUUUUAUUCAAAAACAGACUCUUCGCCAUAUUUUCCCAAAUUCGACGACUUUUCCAAUGGGGUAGAUUUAGGCAUAAAUGUAGGUGUUGGACCAAGAACAGGAACCGGGACAGAAGUCGGGGCAGAAAUAGGAACGAUCAAAGCUAGCCAAGAUUUCGAUGCAGCCCAAGACUUGAUGGGGUUGAAGAGAAGUUCAUCCCAAAGUAGAAACUAUCCAUAA
Messenger RNA from Lodderomyces elongisporus, 3273 nucleotides. It is a transcript of the gene ZCF16, whose product is annotated as Zcf16p. Bases 1 to 3273 code for a protein of 1090 amino acids. The record is from RefSeq and is a predicted model, not a curated record. Gene Ontology annotation, biological process: positive regulation of transcription by RNA polymerase II. Gene Ontology annotation, molecular function: DNA-binding transcription factor activity, RNA polymerase II-specific; sequence-specific DNA binding; zinc ion binding. Lineage: Eukaryota; Fungi; Ascomycota; Pichiomycetes; Serinales; Debaryomycetaceae. The transcript has a single exon.